Sander lucioperca (pikeperch) is the source of this 964-nucleotide messenger RNA. RefSeq lists its product as uncharacterized. The coding region runs from base 55 to 699 and encodes 214 amino acids. The record is from RefSeq and is a predicted model, not a curated record. NCBI's taxonomy places the organism in Eukaryota, Metazoa, Chordata, Actinopteri, Perciformes, Percidae. The transcript is spliced from 4 exons.
ACAUGUCCUCAAUUCACCUGGCGCAGAUCGUGGAUAUCCAAACAUUCACCCACCAUGGAGGAAAUCUUGCAAGAGUAUCCACGCUUCUUGGAUAUACCAACACUGCUUGAUACAGAGUUUGGUAAAAUGCAUCAAGGAAAGGGGGACCUGUUCCUAAGGCGGUGGGAGGCCAGCAUCAUGCCAAAGCUGAAAGCUGUUGCUGCCAGGGAGAAGGGUGAUGUUGCAUCUCUUGUUGAAGGGAUGGAAGAGCAAACUGAAGAUGAGAAGUGCUACAUUAUGUUGGUCGUCCUUACUCAUCUCCUUCCACCAAUUGCAGCAAGCCACUGUAGCGUCAAGUCUGCCAUUACACAACUCGUUGAUUUUGUGCCGGCAGGAAGUACCAUUGCCUCCCUCUACAAUGCAUCCCAGGAUCCAGCACAGAGCACACAGCCACAACUAGUCAGCAUUGGUCAUCUAAGGGGAGGGUCACAGCAGUAUGUCAUUGUGGGCAAGUCUGACAAGAUUGCUAUUCCCUUGGAUGAAGGCCUGGCAUGUGCUGUGGACAAGCUCUUCAAGCUCUACUGGGUAUGCAACUUGGCCUACCCAGCCCCGCUCAGCUCUGUGUUCUCAUCCAUCGAGUACAUUUACGAUUUACCCAUGUCAACAAACAGGAGAGCAAAGGUAUUGGAACUCAUUUCAAAAGUCAAGUCUAUUAAUUAGAUCCCACCAAAAUGUACAGUUGUCCAAGAUGUCCGUCAAGAUUCACACAGAUAAAGAAACUGAUGUGGCACCUUCGUGAAAUACAUGCAUUGUCAGAGGGAUUGGAGUUCACACUUACUUGCAGCCAAGAUGGUUGUCCAAGGACAUACCACAGCAUUAAUUCAUUUACCAAGCACCUUUCUAGAGAGCACCAAAUAGCAAGUACCACAGUUGUUGAGCCUUCUCUUCAGACCUUCCCAACAUUUACUGACUCCACAGGGACCAU